AUGAAUAAGCUGGCGGAGCUCAGCGGGCUGGGAGACACCGCCGGCUGCCGCGGGGAGUGCGGCCGCAGCCUGCCGCGCCGAGCCGCCGCCGUGAGUCCGGCCGGGCACCGGGGGCACCGGGGGUACCGGGAGCACCGGGGGCAGCGGGAGGAUGGGGAGCAUCACUCCGCGCUCUCCUCCUCCUCCCUGCAGGAUGCUGUUCUCAACGCCUGUUACCGGGGCUGCCGGCUGUUCUCCAUCUGUCACUUCGUGGAUGCAAGCGCCGAGCUGAACACAACCAAAGCCGAGUGUGAAGCAGCAUGCGCUGAAGCCUACAGCAACGUGGAGGAGCAGUUUGGCUGCGUGAUGGGGUGCCGCAAGCAGCUGCCCGAGGUGGAGAGCAGGAAGGAGAAGAGCCUGGAGCUGAAGGUGCCGUCGUUCUCCAUGUUCGAUUUGGUCUCCACCUUCUGCAAUGACAUCGUCAGCUCUGCCCAGAGCUUCAUCUCCUCCACCUGGACCUUCUACCUGCAGGCGGACGAUGGCAAAGUCGUGGUGUUUCAGCCCCAGCCGGGGAGGGAUUAUCCAGUACCCGAGGCGCAGGAGACCCAGCCGGCGCGGCCGGGACCGGGGUCCAGCCCCCGCAUCCCCCAGCCCCACACAGCUUCCCACACCCCGCACCCACACAGGGGGGGUGAGUCUGGACUCGGGACCCGCUCCAAGAAGCUGCCGGGAUCCUCUGCACCCCCCAAGCAGGCAGAGGGUCCCCGGGGGGAGAGGGGACCACCCAGCACCCCUGCACCCGACCAUGUGCUGGCAAGGGGAGGGGGAGCGGGGCAGGUUUGCCUGCAGCGGGUGCCGGGGCUCAGCAUCGCCUCUGCCCCGCCAGGGCCCCGGGUGAAGGGGGAGAAGCACCCCGUGAAGGAGCCGCGGGGCAAAGCCAAGGCGCAGCACGCGGACCCCCCGCAGCCGGAGCAUGACUUCCUCGGCUGCAUGUCCAAGCGCUCGGGCCUUCCUCGCUGGAUCCUGGCUGCCUGCCUCUUCCUCUCCAUCAUGGUGAUGCUGUGGCUGAGCUGUGCCAGUUUGGUGACUGCUCCCGAGCAGCAUGUCAAGACCCAGUCUCUGAGCAUCAACGGGGACAAGGAGUACCUGGAGGACCUGGACGGCCCCGGCGCCUUCCCCCUGCCACCCGUCAUCGCUGUCACCCUGUGCCCUGCGCACAGCGGCGAGGAUGCGGGGCCGCUGCCCCUCAAAGUCGACCUGGACAAGACCGUCCUGUAG
Messenger RNA from Nipponia nippon (crested ibis), 1257 nucleotides. NCBI's taxonomy places the organism in Eukaryota, Metazoa, Chordata, Aves, Pelecaniformes, Threskiornithidae. The record is from RefSeq and is a predicted model, not a curated record.